AGUUCCCAGCCAGCCGUUCAAGGCUUAUAGUGUUGCUGCUGCAUGGAGUAUCCUACAAGGCUUGUAGCAUAGCCCCCUUUGCAUAAAGGUAACAAUUCUACUGUUUGCUUGUGGGUUUGAUGAUGGGAUCUCCUCAGAGCCCUAAUUUGGCAACAAAUCAGCCAGAUUCUACACCUAAGCCAAGAAAACGCUAUAUUAGCACCAGUUCAGAUGAUGAAGGACCUCCUGUGAAAACCUAUGCUGAAGAACAAGCGGAGACAAGGGAAAUAUGGCAAGAGAUCCUGGCAACCAUGGCAGCUGAGCCACAGAAUUCAGCCCUUUUGAAAAGUCUGAAGCCUUCUCGUGAAGCAAUGCAGAAAUUUUUGGGUCUGAAUAUCAAUGAAGAACCUUAUAUUGCCCCAGCGAGGCGUAGAGGGGCUAUGAAAAAACUUGUGAGAGUUGUUAUCUAUGGAAUUAUGAAUUAUUGCCUGAGGUCUUAUGCCAGGGAUGCCUGUUCUGGCUGCAGCAUUCGUGCCCCGGGUCAAGAAGCGCAUGACUGCUUACGUUACUCUGAGAAUCAAAUUGCUACAUUUAUUAAGAAGCUCUGUUCUAAAUUGUGUCUUAAAUCAUUUUUCCACCUACUUGUCUGUUUAGGGUAUGCAGUAAAAUGUCUGGUUCUGACCGAGGAAAUAGUCCACGAAUCUUUAAUUAUUUUUACUAAACUGUAUACUUCUGAUAAUCCACGGAAUGUUCUGAACAAUAUUUUGAAGCCGGGAGAUAUGGCAUUGUAUUUUUUUGUGAAUAAUGUGAUACAAGAAAGAGAGUAUAAAACAUUUCUGAAGUCUCUACCACCUCAAUAAAGAUGAUGAUUUUUAAGCU
Molecule: messenger RNA, 858 nt
Organism: Hemicordylus capensis (graceful crag lizard)
Lineage: Eukaryota; Metazoa; Chordata; Lepidosauria; Squamata; Cordylidae
Exons: 2
Coding region: 120-839 (239 amino acids)
Source: RefSeq, a predicted model, not a curated record